This is a messenger RNA of Thecamonas trahens ATCC 50062, 1302 nucleotides long. Its product is annotated as CAMK/PHK protein kinase. Gene Ontology annotation, molecular function: protein serine/threonine kinase activity; ATP binding. Lineage: Eukaryota; Apusomonadida; Apusomonadidae. The record is from RefSeq and is a predicted model, not a curated record. The transcript is spliced from 2 exons. Gene Ontology annotation, cellular component: nucleus. Gene Ontology annotation, biological process: protein phosphorylation; mitotic DNA damage checkpoint signaling. The coding region runs from base 1 to 1302 and encodes 433 amino acids.
AUGCUGACGACGGCGGCUGGAACGUCGGGCGAGGACGAGUCAUCGUCGGGGCAAGGCGAUGGCGGCACAGGCAUCGAGCCGUGGCUUCUCGAGUCUGAAAAGCCGGAAGGACGCGAGCUGGUGGCACUGCGGGCAAAGGUGCAGGAGCUCGAAGCCAAGCUGCGCAAGAGCCGACGGCGGCAGUCGUCGGCACGCGAUGCGGUCCGUGAGGCGUCGGACGCUGUGGAGAUGGCAGCGCAGUCGGCGCGGCGGAGCGCGGUAGCGACGGCACGAGCGCUGGAGGCGUGUGUCUUUGCGCUUGCGCACGACUACGUUUUUAUCUCACGCAUCCACUCGGGCAUCCGGGCUGCCGUCUAUCUCGCCACCGCGCGGGCGACCGAGGGGCCAGCGCCGAGCGGCAAGACGGCGCUCAAGAUUGUGACAGGCUACGGGGCAGUCUCGGUUGAUCGCCCACCACGCGAAGUCUCCAUGCUUCUCCGCCUCCGGGCACACCCGUGCAUUGUCUCGAUCGAUGCAUGGUAUCCGCUGUUGGACCAGAACGCGUUUGCCAUUGCCAUGCCGCACAUUGUGCACGAGGACUUUGAUCCGGCGAGUGAGCCGCGCAAGCUUGUCAAGUACAUGUGGGACACGCUACAGGCGUUGGCGUUCUGCCACGCCGCGUCGGUGGUGGUCCGCGAUGUUAAGCCGUCGAACAUCCUGUUCGACAUGGCGCGCCAGCGGGCAGUUCUCAUUGACUUUGACUGUGCCACCCAUUACGACCCGUCGGCGCCGCCGCGCGAUCUGGUCGGAACCCGCGGCUUUCUCGCGCCCGAGAUCAUCGACGACCGGCUGCGCCUCGACGGCUAUGGCUACCCUGUCGACAUGUACUCGGCCGGGCUCACCUUUUUCGCCCUCGUCUUUCGCGUCCCGCCGCGCCGCUACUCGGCCAUGACGCACCCCGAUGUGUUCGACACACUGGAGGCGGCGGCGUCGACUGCCAAGUCGCGCUCGUCGCGCGCCCAGCUCCUUGAGCUCAUCUCCGGCCUCGUUGCUGCCAGCCCUGCCCACCGCUGGACCGCCGAUGCUGCCAUCGCCCACAGGUACUUUGACGAGCUGCGCAAGCGCAAGACCGGCACGCCUGCAGCACUUCGCUCGCCGGCGCCGCGCUCGCCAGCCUCUCGAUUAUCGUCCGGCCGCAAGGGUACGAGGAUCCGCAAGCGCCGCCGUCGCCGCCGGUCGUCGGUCUCGGCCCGUCGACGGUCCAGCACAGCCCUCGGCAUCACCUCGUCAUCACAGCUCACCGCAGUCCGACAGCUGUUCUGA